AGAGUGUGCAUAAAUACGCGGUCACAGACAGCGGGCCACGUACGCACGCACGUAGCCAGCAGCGUGUAACUGCAGAUCCCUAGCGUGAUCACACGUCAGCAUCCCUACUAUUACUCAAAGGAGCGAAGACUUAUACAUGGACGACGCCACCCACGUGACGCGCCCGCACUGAGUCUACUGCUGUUGUCCAUCGAUGGAUGCCGGACAGACCGAUUGGCAAGAGCGUAACCGCAGGACGCCCGGCCAGGGCAGGAUGAGGAGGCAGAGGAGCAAAGAGUUUAGUCGUCAUGACGACAGCUCGUCGGGUGAUGAUAACAAUGGUCGUUUCAGUCCGGAGGACGUUAGAGCGAGAAAUCCUAGGAACGUACAGACAAUGAACGAAUACAUAGAUCCGUCCACAGUUGAUAGGAAGUCUCCGCUGACCCCGGCUAGUCCGCUGAUGAACCAGCCAAAGCUGCCGCCAGUGCUGCCACCUAGGAACCCCGGUGCGCCACGCACGACGCCCCGACACAUGGCAUCUAGCAGCGACCACUCUGGUACGCUGCACGACACGGACAGCGGCGGCAGCGCGGCGUCCUUUGAGCCGGCACUGCUCGUGAAAACCAGCUCCGGCAACAUACACUUCCCUCCAGACAUAUCGAAGCAGCCGCUGAGUCCCGGGCAGAACGAGCAAAUGCUAGCCAAUCAUCUGCCUCCCUCUCCUCACGUGAUGUCACUGAACACCCACGGUCAACUGGGACACCAAGACAUAGAUAGGCCACCGUACUUUCCUGGUGCUACAUUGACCAAUUCCGUGCCACUGUCCGCCUUCUCUGUGCCCGUGCGCAACAAUCUGAGACAGGUGAACCACGGCCAAAACCGACUGUCGACGGGCAGCUACAGGUUCAAGAAGCAGCGGAAAUGCUCUUGGAAGUGCACAGCUAUCAUCUUCAUCAUCCUGUCUGUGGUGCUACUCGCUGUAGUCUGCUACCUUGGCGCUAUGAUGGCCAUUAACGUGAACUGGAUCCUCGAGGGCGGCCCGACGGAAUCGGAGUUCGACAGCAGCGCCGCCGGUGGCGGUUACGUGAAGGACAACAGCGGAGAGUCAGGUUUCCCGGGAGACGGGCUGGCUAGACCGGUCACCCCACAGACAAGAUACAUUCCUACGAUGGCUACAGGUGGCGCGUCGGACGUGACGGUGGUGUUCCAGCUGGGCAAUCAUCUCACUCAGCAAGUACCGGCUAACGGCUGGCUGAAGACACAGUUCCAACUCAACGAGAACACCUACGUGAAGUUCAACUUCACUCUGCCCAAGGAAGCCAAGAUGGCCGUCUACGCGAGACGUCACAAGCGUCCCACGCACACGCAGUACGAUUUCGUGGAGUUAAUGGACGGCGACAGACUAGCCGGCAGAGUGACGCGAUCCCAGAGGUUCGAGCGGUCGGCAGAGCGCAUAGUGAGCGGCGCGUUCAUGCAGUACCUCGAGCGAGGCAUGUGGUUCCUAUACAUCUACAACGACGGCAACGACAAGCAAUCUGUGACCUUCAUGAGCACCAGAGAUGACUCGAUGGAUUCAGGCUGUCCGGGUGACUGUAGUGGGCGUGGCGAGUGCGACAAAGGCGAAUGUAUCUGCUUCAGUGGAUACGCGGGACCCGACUGUUCACAGAGCGUCUGUCCCGUACUGUGCAGCUCUAACGGGGUCUACCACCGUGGCGAGUGCAAGUGUCACCCAGGCUGGAAGGGCGUGGAAUGCGACAUCCCGUCUAACCAGUGCGCAGAUCCCAUGUGUAGCGGCAGAGGGCGAUGCAUCGACGGAACCUGUAUUUGUCUCAACGGAUACAAGGGAGAAAACUGCUCAGAAGUUGACUGCCCCUCACCUGACUGCACCGGCCAUGGCAUGUGUGCAAACGGCACUUGUUUGUGUUACCGUGGUUACCGCGGCGACGAUUGCGGUGUCGUUGACACUGCGGCAAUGUGCAAGAAGGAGUGCUCCAAUCACGGCACCUACAGGGAAGACCUUGACAUCUGUAUUUGCGAUCCAAACUGGACGGGUGCCGACUGCUCAGAAGAGCGUUGCGCAGUGGACUGCGGUCAACACGGCGUGUGUCAGAACGGUCGCUGUCAGUGCGACAGUGGCUGGACAGCGCCGGAGUGCGACGUGCGCACGUGCGACCCGCGCUGCCUGCACCACGGCACAUGCGACAACGGAACCUGCACCUGUCACCCGGGUUGGAACGGCAAUCACUGCCUGCUAGACGGCUGCCCAGCCGGCUGCAGCGGCCACGGUACGUGCAAGCAGGAGAAUGAUCAAUGGGAGUGUGGCUGCUUCACCUCGUGGGCUGGCAUUGGCUGCAGCAUUCCGCAGGAAAUGGAGUGCAAUGACAGGGUUGACAACGACAACGACGGUCUGACGGACUUUGUGAGGAUGCGGUGCUGCAGUGAGACGGCAUCUCGCGAAAGCCGCGCAGCUGUGUCAAGGACCAGCCACGGGGCAAGACCGAUGGAUCGAAGAGUGCGUGGCAGGACAGCAAGUAGCGAGAGUGGCAGAGCGCACAGUGUUGAGAGCUCGAGUCUAGUAGCCGCGUUCAUGCCUACGGGCUUCGGAUCCACAUCGAGUCCAGGCAUCCUUCUCGCCGUAAGGUACGAUCUCCUCGUGAACGGCGGAGGCACCAUCAUCCUCCAGUUCCAGCGCACGCCCUACCAGACCGCCGACACGGCCGUCAUGGUGCCCUGGAACCAGAUCGUCACAGUCGACGCCGUCGUCCUGACGCCGACGUCGGCAGCGCCGCCCGCGCUCGUCGCCGAGCACGCGGGCGAGCGCUGUCCCGUGCACGACUUCCACGUGAUGAAGCCGGUCGUCGUGUCGACGUGGCAGAUGUCGCAUCGCGGCGGCUGCGCGACCGAGCGCGCCGUGCUCGCCGAGUCGCAGGUGCUGCAGGAGCGCGUGCCAAUCCCAGGUACGCGGCUCAACCUCGUCUACCACAGCAGCAAGAUGUCCGGUUACCUGUCGACGCUCAUCAUGAAGCUGACGCCGCCGACGCUACCGGAGACGCUGCAGACGGUCGUGGUGAGGGUGGAGGUGGAAGGUGUAAAGUAUGAGACCACACUAGAAGCAGAGCCAUCGCUGAAGUUCACUUAUGCCUGGAACCGUAGAAACAUCUACCGACAGAGAGUGUACGGAAUAGUGACGGCCAGAGUAAGCGUUGGCUACAAGUACGGCGACUGCAACGAGGUGUUCUGGGACACACAGACGACAAGUCUGAGCGGCUACGACAUCGAGAUAUCAGAGAUAGGCGAGUGGGACCUGGACGUACACCACAGAUACAACGUCAGAGAGGGCAUCCUGCACAUGGGCGACGGCACGAACGUCUACCUGAAGGAUCAGCCGCCGACUAUUCACACGAUGGUCGGUACGGGGCAGCGACGCAGCCUCGACUGCAGCUCCGGAUGUUCCGGCUCGAUGCACGAGACGACGAUGAUGGCGCCGACAGCGCUGGCGAGCGGCGCCGACGGCAGCAUCUACGUCGGCGACUUCAACCUGGUGCGUCGCAUCACGCCCGACGGUCAAGUGUUCACCAUACUCGAGCUGAGCACGGACAGCCUGCCGUACAACUACUACCUGGCCGUGCAUCCGAUCACCGGCGAGCUGUACCUGUCCAACCCGCAGACGCGCACCAUCAUCAAGAUCAAGUCGCUGCGCAGCAUCCGCAACGUGCGCGAGAACUUCGAGGUGGCCGUCGGCGACAAGAUGCAGUGUCUGCCUGGCGACAAGGAGGAGUGCGGCGACGGCGGGCUGGCUAUCAACGCCAAACUCAGCCGACCGAAAGGUUUGGCCUUCGACAAGAACGGUAACAUGUACUUUGCGGACGGCAUGACGAUCCGCAUGGUGAACAAGACUGAGCACAUCAACACGAUCGUCGGCAAGCGACAGUACUCCGGCAGCUGGAACCGCGUGCCCUGCAGCGGGCCCAUCACGUUCAGCGAGGUUCAAUUCCAGUGGCCGACCAAAGUCGCCGUGAACCCGAUCGACCGCAGCGUGUACAUCACGGACGAGAACACCGUGUACAUGCUCACGCCAGACGGCUACGUAAAGAUCGUCGCCGGCACGCCGCUGCACUGUCAGUCGGAGGAGCAUCAGCUGCCGACGAGCGGACAGGCGGACCGCAUCGUGCUCGCACCGAUCCGCGACAUGGCCUUCUCGCCCGCUGGCGACCUCUACAUCGCCGAGACCGACGACCAGUUCGUGCACCAGAUCAGAAAGGUGUCGACGGAUGGAAAGAUCUCCGUGUUCGCCGGCGGCCGCUCGCGCUGCAACUGUCAGGACACGACGUGCAUGUGUUACAACAUGGCCGACGCGAGCGCGCUCAACGCUGCAAUCAACACGCCCAGCGCCAUCACCAUUACUCCCGACUCCAGCGUGCACGUAGCCGACCUCGGUAACCUGAGGAUACGCUCCAUCGCUACGACCAUACCAGCGCCGAACAAGAACCAGCUGUACGAGGUCUAUCACCCGGAGACGCAGGAGAUCUACGUAUUCAAUCGCUUCGGGCAGCAUUACUUCACGAAGAACAUCAUGACUGGCAAGGCGUUAUACGUGUUCACCUACAACGUCAACUCCAGCUACGGCAAGCUGAGCAGGGUCACCGACAGCGGGCAGAAUAAGGUGUCCAUAUACCGAGACUACAGCGGCACGGUGAACAGCAUCGAGACGUCUAACGGGCAGCGGCUAGAGCUCGCACUCUCGCACAUGGGCUACCUGAGCACUAUCAAGGUCGGCAAGACGACGAUGGAGUUUACCUAUGAUGGCAACACGGGCCUGCUGACGGCCAAGUUCAGCUCUAACGGAGAGGUGUACUUCUACAAGCACGACGAGAAUGGGCGUCUCAGCGAGGUGGUGCUGCCAACAGGAAAGCGGAUUGUGCUGGAAAGUGACCUGGACAGACGUGGCUCGAUAGUAACGCUGAAGAGGGACGAUGAGGUGUCUGAAACAAUCAUCCUUGGCCCCAACAGCCUGGAGAAAACACAGGGAAUACACGAGAGCAGAGUAGUGCUGCUUGAAGAUCACUCCGUCGUCAUGGAGACGCCGGGUAGCAUCACAGUCACCAUGGAAAUGGGAAGCCACCCACUAAUGGACAAUCAGUAUUCGGUUCCGGUCAAAAAGAAGGUGACGAUUGGACACGAUCAGCACAACCGGAUCGAAUGGCGUUACUACCUGCGCAGAGAUGCCAAGGGUUCCAGUCAGGACGUGGGGCAGAUUGGCCGUAGACUCAAGCAAAAUGGCGACAGCAUGCUAACGGUGGAGUUCGAUCGCGAGACGGGCAACGAGACACUGUUCAACAAGGAGCAGGAGCAGUUGCUGACGAUCAAGUACAACCAGGCUGGCCAGCCCGUGUCUCUGCUGCCGACGCAUGCAGACUGGGAGCCUGUAAUCCUCUCCUACAACUCUGCGGGGCGGCUCGAGGAGUGGCGGCACGGCAACGUCUACGAGGAGUACAACUACGACCGCACGGGUCGUCUGCUGCUGGUGCGCUACAGCGGCAAUGAAGAACUCGCCUACACCUACGGCGACAACGUGCAGCCCGUCAAGGUCACGCUACCUGGCGGCGAGCUGUACAGCAUCAGCUACGACCGCGAGGGCAACCUGCGUCAGGUCACCAUGCCAACGCGCGCCGUGCACAGCUACCAGCUGCUCUACUCGCUCGGCUACGUGCGCAAGCUCUACACGGCACCGCAGUCCGACGUCGCUUUCAUACAGGACUACGACAGCGACGGUCGGCUGCUUCGCACCGUCUACCCGAGCAACCAGCGCCGCUACGUGCAUCGCUACGACGACCACGGCUGGCUGGCCGAGAUCGCAUUCGACAGCACGGUGAUUAAGUACGACUACGACGAGCGCACGGGCCUGCUGAAGUCCGUGCAUCAGAUGAGUCAGGAGUUCGACGCGAUGACCGACUACCAGCACGUCGGGCUGCUGACGACCGAGAUGGUGUACAGGUGAGAGCGGUGGUGGGUAAAGCGAGGAACGUCGGUGACGCUUGUCUCAUGCUGGGUGGUGUGUACGACUGGCCCGUUAUCACAUAGCGACGAUU
Molecule: messenger RNA, 6068 nt
Organism: Priapulus caudatus
Lineage: Eukaryota; Metazoa; Priapulida; Priapulimorpha; Priapulimorphida; Priapulidae
Product: teneurin-m-like
Exons: 33
Coding region: 194-5977 (1927 amino acids)
Biological process (GO): motor neuron axon guidance
Source: RefSeq, a predicted model, not a curated record